This is a messenger RNA of Gossypium raimondii (Peruvian cotton), 3286 nucleotides long. Its product is annotated as AT-rich interactive domain-containing protein 2-like. The transcript is spliced from 2 exons. The coding region runs from base 264 to 1274 and encodes 336 amino acids. The record is from RefSeq and is a predicted model, not a curated record. Lineage: Eukaryota; Viridiplantae; Streptophyta; Magnoliopsida; Malvales; Malvaceae.
AGUUUGAAACCCUAGAAAAACAUUUUCCUUCUCUUUUAUAUUUGUUCUUAGAAAUCUCUUUCUCUUGCAAAGAGCCCAUCAAAAAGAGAGUGGGAAACCAGGAGGGGCUUAAGAGAAACCCUAAAACAGGUAUUUAUUCAAGGCAAAAACAAAAGGUACGGUGGAGAAGGGAAAAGACAAGGAAAUUCUCAGAGGCAAAUAGAGUCUCAUCAAAACCUCAUUCUAUUACACAGUCAAAAAAUUAUUAAAAGAAAAAUCAGAAGAUGCAUUCGAGCAUGUAUAAUGAUCACCCUAAAUUUAGGUAUAAUCUCAGAGAAAGGUCGAGUAGCAUGAAGCAACUCCAUUUAGGGAAAAUGGCAUCAAAGGGUCUUGAUUGGUCACAGUCUUCUUCCUUUGGGAAUCAUAGCCACUUGAAUAAUUCUAUAUUAAGUGUUGACAAAAAUUUGCGUGAAUGUAGUGACUUUACAACUUCAAGUCUAAUGUUCAAUUAUAAUGUUGACAUACAAGUUCCUAUUGGGCCACUUUUUCAAGCUGAAGUACUAGAGUGGACUGGAGUAGCUUUAGAAAGUGAUGCGAAAUGGUUGGGUACUCUUAUUUGGCCAUUGGAAAAAAAUGAAUAUAGUUUUUUGAUUGAAGGGGAUCGAAUUGGAAAAGGAAGACAAGAUUCAUGUAGUUGUCAAAUUCGAAAUUCUUUACAAUGUGUAAAAUUUCAUGUUGCUGAGAAAAGGUGGGAAGUAAAGCAUGAGUUAGGACCAGCUUUCAACCAAUGGAAUUUUGAUAAGAUGGGUGAAGAAGUUGCAUUUGGUUGGAAUGAGAAAGAAAAAGAUAUGUUUUCAUCAAUAGUGAAGUCGAAUCCUCCAUUAGGAAAAUGUUUUUGGGAUGAAAUAUACAAUCAUUUUCAUGACAAAAGUAGGGAAGAAGUUGUUUGCUAUUAUUUCAAUGUCUUUCUUUUACAACAUAGAGCGUACCAAAAUCAAGUUGCUCCCAAUAGCAUUACCUACGAUGAUGAGGAAGUUGUAUUAGGACCGGAAUCAAUUGGUAAAGGCAUUGGGCCUAAAUCUUACACUUCCAUCUUAAUUCCUUUAAGGAAGUCACAAAAGAAGUCAAAAGAUGCUCUUCCUCAAUUUAGUACGGAGCACUUUGACAAAAGAUGGAAAAGUGGAAGUCCAUUUAAAGAGAUAUCUGGAAACGAAUCUUCCAAUGGUGAAUAUUUUGUUUUAUGCAACAACUUAAAAAGGAAGAAUCAAAAAAUUGAUCACACCUUUAAUCUCUAGUAGUUUGGAUGCUUUUGAAGUUUUUUGGUCCAUGCUUUUUUGUUUUCAAGCGCUCUCUCUCUAUUUCAUGUCCUUUAUCAUUACUUGUAAACUUCAUAUGUAUUUUUGUCAUCUUUUUUUUCAUUAAUCUUUUAAACGAAAAGUUAUGCCUUUUAGUGUGUUUAACAUUGCUUUUAGUUGCUCAAAAGUACUUUUUGACAGUAAAAGCAAUGCUUAUCAAAAGGUUUUUCUUUUCCAUCAAGUGCAUUUUAGAGCCAAACAAAGGAGCUAGGUGCUUAUCAAAACAAAUUUUCAAUCUAUUCCUAAAUAGUCCUAAAGGUGUGGUUAGCAUUGUUAUUGGUUGUUAAUAAGUAAUUUUUAAUAGCAACAACAAUGCUAAAUAGAGGGUUUUUGUUGUUCAAUAGGUGCUUGGAACCAAACCAGGAAGUUGCCUAUUGAUGCCCUAUUCUUUAUUGUGUUUGGGAUUCCAAAAAUGUUUUUUCACCAUAGAAGCAAUGAAGAACACUUGGCUUUUAGGGUUAAAAUUGUAGUCGAAAAGUAUUUUUUCACCCAAAAGUAAAAUAUUAAAAUUAGAUGUUUUUAACUUCUGUAUUUGGAAGUGAAAGUUAUCAAGAUACUUUUAUUUAUAUUAACUAUUUAAAAGAUGUAUAAAAAUUAAUUUUAUAAAUAAUUCAAAUAUUUUAAUACUUUGAUGGGAUCCGAUUGUUAACUAGAGAAACAAACCUUAUUUAUGCGCUUCCAUAUCUAUCGGAUUGUGAUAACUUUUUUCUUCACAAGACCUAGUUCAUUUUGUUGGCAAUCUAGUUUAGUAACCCACUGUAUGACCCAUUCCAUGAAUUGUGGAAUGAUAAUUCUAUCAACUCGUAUUCCAUGAUUCAACCCAAAUUAGGUUGCAAGUGCAAAUGUACAUGUGCGAAAUAGAUGGUCUAUAGUUUCCUGCUCAACAUGGCAUAACGAGCAUGUGUUGUCAAUGUUCGGUAUCUUUUGUAUUAUUUUUAUUUAAUUGGAAGGAAAUCAAUAAUAUCUUCAUUCCAUAUUUGAAUAUCCAAGCCUCGAACGCAUGUCUCGUCCUUACAAGAUACUCUUCCAAGUCCAAAAAUCAAUUGAUUUGGCUAUUACUUGCAAAAUGUUUUGCUUUGUGCAGUCUUUUGCCAUAAGGAUUAAAUUGUAUAUUUUUAGGAUAGUAAAAAUGUAAUUUUAUCAUUUUAAUAGUUUAUAUCUUUAUGUUUUUUGAUAGAUUAAAUCAAAUUUUUAUCAUUUUUGGGGGGACAAAAUGUAAUUUUAUCAUUACUAAUUUAAAAUUUUAUAAAUUAUAAAGGGUUUAAAUGUAAUUUUUUUAUUUUAGGGGGAUGGGGCCCUUGUUAGCCCCUUGGCUCCGCCAUUGGUCCUUUACAUAAAACCUCGUGGGUUAGUAAAUCUUCACCAUGCUUGCUUGCUCGGCUGAAAGGGUUUCUUUCAUUGUCUGAGAAUGGUGAAUUUUGAGACCAUUGAGUUACAUAGGUUUACAAAUUUUCUCCCACCUAUAGAGGUGUAAUCCUCGUUUAAGAGAAUCAUGGCCCUACCAAAAGGAUCGUACCAUUGUGUUAUGGAUUAAGUGUUGAUUUUGGUGUCUAAACACAUGAUAAAUAGUGGAGGGGAAGUGAUGUUAGUGAUGAUUUUACUAGAGUUGGACCAGGCUUUUGUUCAAAAGUAAUUUGGAAAAUUUUAUUAUUUACGAAAAUGAUUUGAAAUCUACAAAGCACCUUGGUGCUCAUCAUGCCCUAACAAUUGCCCCCUUUAAUAAAAAAUAAUUUUUGGUGCCGACAUUGUAUUCCUCGGCAUUUGUAUGUAUUUUUUUGAAAUGCCUUUAAAAAAUAUGGUAUUCCAUUAUUUAAGAAAAAAUAAUAUUUUAAUAGGUGUUAGUGUUUAAGUGGUUGGCACUGGUUCAAAAUUAAAAAAAAAAUAUUUUUUUGGUGCCAACAUUCCCUUUGCUAGCAUUGAUGUGAUUUCUGCUUUUUUUUUUUGCCAAUAUG